AUGGUUAUUGAAAUUCCAUUCGUAGCUCCUGGCGGCUUUAAGAUGCCCGCCGCUCCGACAGCUCUUGGACCAGACAGGAGGAGUCUUACGUUCGGACAAGUUGCUCCCAUGUCACCAUCAGCCAUUCCCGACCGGCCAUUCCUCUCCACUGAAGCGCCGACGGCGCCAGAUGCGACGCCCAAUUCCGCCUCCGUUGGGGCACCAGAGUCACAGCCGUCGGAGAAGCCGGACAAGGACAAGAACUCAGCAAUGCCAUCAUUCAUGACAAUGAGCGGAGUGCUGGUGCAGCUGAAGGUCGGACCAGAGGGACAAGACUCUGGCUCACCGGUUGUCUACGGCGCCCACAGAGAUCUACUCGCGCACCAUUCUGGAUACUUCCGGGCUCUCUUCAAAAAGGGGACUGAAGAGAGCGGCGACCUAACGGUCCUGUUGCCGGACAUUAGUCCGAACACCUUCAACAUCUUCCUCGACUGGUUCUACUUCGACCGCUUUCCGUGGCAGCCCCGCGGCGAGCUGACGGCCGCAAUCGAGAACCUGAAUCUAGAGAUCGACCUCGUAGACCUCUACUACAUGGGCGAGAAGUACAACAUCCCCAAGCUCCGCCGCGACGCCAUCAGCGAGUUCUUCUUCCACUUCGCCAAGAACAAUCGCAAGUGCGUCGCCGUCCCUACGAUCAUGCACGCGUUCAGGACCCGCAAACUCGCUGACGGCUCGCCCCUGCAUUCGCUCCUCAUCGACGUCUUUUGCGGCCGCAUGGGAGCCGCCUCGCUCAACGCGCAGCAAGAUGCGCUCCCGAGUGACUUCAUGUUCCGGGUCCUGCUACAACUCCAGCGCACUAUGCCGCCGCUGGGCGAAGUCUUUGGAACGGCGACAGCGGGACACCAUAUCUGUAAGUAUCACGAACACAAGGACACGUCCGACAAGUGCGGACAUGAAGGGACUAUGAUCAGACUUCAUCCGUACAGGACUUUCGUUCUACUUCCACCAGCUUGA
Mytilinidion resinicola is the source of this 993-nucleotide messenger RNA. RefSeq lists its product as uncharacterized. Gene Ontology annotation, molecular function: protein binding. Lineage: Eukaryota; Fungi; Ascomycota; Dothideomycetes; Mytilinidiales; Mytilinidiaceae. The coding region runs from base 1 to 993 and encodes 330 amino acids. The transcript has 2 exons. The record is from RefSeq and is a predicted model, not a curated record.